AUGGAAAAAGAACAAACCGACGAUGAGAUAAAUAUGCCUACUCCCUUAUUUCUUGUGCUAAGUCAUAAGGAAGAUGGUAAAACCCUGACUAAGGUGAGCCCGUUCCUUAUCCACAAAUCUUUAGUAGCCUGUGGAGGGCAACCUAAAUCUACAAGGAAGCUGAGGAAUGGAACUAUCCUGGUGGAGGCUGCAAAUUGCAUCCAAUCCAAGAAGUUCCUUAAAAUCGACCAGGUAGCGAUUACUGUCCAGCCUCAUGCCUCUCUGUACUCUUCCAAGGGAAUCGUUUUCUGUCGAGACCUUAUGGACUGCAGUGAAGAGGAAAUAAAGGUUGAGCUGCAGUGCGAGAUGGUGACUGAUGUGGUCAGGAUUGUUCGGACCGAAAACGGGGUAAAGGUUCCUACCCCGGGUCUUAUUAUAACCUUUGCAAAACCCCAUCCGCCAGAAACCAUCAAAGCCGGUUAUUUGUCUCUGUCUGUGCGGCCGUACUUUAAAAACCCCCAGUGGUGUUUCCGCUGUCAGAGGUUCGGGCUCUCCAGUAAAGUGUGUUUGAACCCAGAGACAUGUUCCCGCUGUGGUGAUGAAGGACACCAAGAGGAGGGGUGCAAAAAUGAGACGCGAUGCAUCAAUUGCAAGGGGAAACAUCCGGCAUACUCAAGAGAGUACCGCACAGUGUUCCUCAUGUACAGUCUUGGAGGGUAUGGUGCGUGCAUUGACUGA
This is a messenger RNA of Homalodisca vitripennis (glassy-winged sharpshooter), 717 nucleotides long. RefSeq lists its product as uncharacterized. Lineage: Eukaryota; Metazoa; Arthropoda; Insecta; Hemiptera; Cicadellidae. The coding region runs from base 1 to 717 and encodes 238 amino acids. The transcript has 2 exons. Gene Ontology annotation, molecular function: nucleic acid binding; zinc ion binding. The record is from RefSeq and is a predicted model, not a curated record.